AUGGUCCUUCGUCAGUGCUUGGCUUGUAAUUCAAUGGUAAGUCUGAAACGUUAUCUUUUAAUACUAUAUUGUAAUAUCAGCGAAAUUUUGCCAAUCUAUUGUUUCUCAUCCCGGAUUGAUCAAAUUUAAUCAAUAUUCAAUCAUUGCUUGUUUGAUAAAAACGGCUAUAUUUCGUCACACAACAUCUAUAGUGCUGCCUUAAUGAGCGUAUAUUCAUGAUUUUGACGAGAAAUUAAUUUGGUUGUGGAAUCCAUUUAUUUUUAUUAUUAACUGCGUUAAAAUUUAUGGAACUAAAAGCGGUUCGAUUAACGUUCGUGAAGGCCAGUUUGCAUUUAUGGAGAUAUAGCAGUAAACCGGCGCUGUAUUCUCACUACAGUAGAACUAAAUCUCCUAGUAUCAGAUAAUCUGACUAAUUCUUCAUUCAACCAACUCACCGCAAUUACCACACCUGUAGAAAAGGGAAACUAAAGCAGCUUGAUUUUUUUUUUCAGUAAGAAACCUAUUUUUGCGGCCAGGCUUGCACUUCCUGUUGAGAGUUAUUGUAUCCUGUUUUAACUAUCGAGUAUCUUAGUUUAAGGGUCGUCCAUUUGACAUUGUCCAAUGUUGCAUAUCAUGCCGUUCAGAGGGCCAUUGUAUCUUCCUGCAAAAAGGCUGCAAAUAUUCUACCCUUUAUUGUCUAGUUAAAAUAAGAUAUUGUACUUAUAUUUUUGACAUACUAAGAAGCAAUUCCAUUCCACAGUUAAACUGAUCCUCUUCCGCAUUCCUUCUCAGUAUCAUAUAAAGAAAUGGAAAAAGAAAUGAACCUCGCUACGAUCCUUUACUUUCACUUCCGUGUCUAUCACUUCCGGUAUAACUCUUGAACCUUUAAUAUUACGAUUAUUAUGAUUUUCUUGAUUUAAAAGCCGAGUUGUCUCAGUAAAUUAUAAUUAUUAUUUUUGUUAUUAUUAUUAUGUCCAUUCCUUGUAGACUCAGGCAAGAUGUUCGCCUGGUUAAUAGUCCUUGGGAGCGGGUUAUAACAGUCACCACGGAUCCCAGGUCUCUCUUUUCUUACAGGGACAGUACUUUCCUUAGUAUCUUUGCUGUCCCCAACAAUACUGUUUUCUUAUUGUUGUUGUUAUUCUUAUUAUUGUUAUUAUUUUCAUUGAAAUUUUCCAGAGGAAAUGAAUUAACUAUCCAACUACAAUCAACUAAGGAAGUUAUAAAUGGCAAUUUUAUCCGGUGUACAAUUCGUUUCAGUUUGCAUGCACAUCCGGGUAGCAAUCGCGGAAGUCGGUUACAUUACUGACCAUGGCAUGGUAAAUGCAAUGUUAAUCUCUUCUCCCCAGAUGACGGAAUCUUGCCGAUCAUGCCAAUGUGGUCACGUAUUUGAGGACACUAAACAAAUUGCUGGAAGAAGAUUCUCAGGUAUGAAUUAUAUAUUUCCCACAGUAGUAAGAACCAGCGGUUUCAGAGAUGAAAUUCGUGAGUGCGAAUUGGUAUCCUAUUCAUUUGUUUCAUUUCAUCUCCUACGUCAAGAAUCUUUUGAUAUCGUUUCGUUCAAAGUUCACUCACAGCAAUUUGAUACACCGCUAGCUUUACUGACGAGAAACUCACUUAUGAAAAACAAAACAAGGAGUUGUAAGGCUAGCCUGCAAAAACAGCCAUCUCUCGGCCUUGCUCGUCAUCGCUAGGGACGUUUCGCCAGGACAGUCUCUGUUGGCGAAACGUCCCUAACAGCGAGGGGCAAGGAGAGAUGGCUAUUUCUACAGGUUACUGUGAGGCCGAACAACGCGAAACCCUCACCAGUACAGAGUUGGGAAGUCUAAUUAUAUGGUAACGGCUUUGAGUGUUGAGACACAAAGAGGAGUGAGGAAGUGCAGGGGCACCCAACGGGAAAUUUUGAGAAAAAGACCUAAAAACAACAACAAAGCGUGAAUAAAGUUUUCUGAGACUAUUUUAAGCGUUUUGGGAGAUUGCUGGAAAAAAAUUAUCUGUUCCUCACUCCCAGCAAUACUGAUGGAAGAGUUCCCAGCCAGCAACCUUACUACCUGCAACCUGACUUACUGGGAAGUUUCAUAGGGCACAAUUCAGAUCUUGAGUGGUAAGUAACCCAUACAAGUAACCCGUAGCAGCUAUUCUAGACUUCAAAUCCCCUCUGACACCCUGAAUUAUCUUUUUCCCAGCAACACUUUUCUUCCAAGGACUAUUAUUUCUUUCACAUCUCCCAGCCAGCAAAAAUGUGCCUGAAGAACAGAUAUUUUGAGGAACAGAUCCAUUGGGUGCCCCUGGAAGUGAGUAGUUCGGGGAGAGUAUCAGAGAGUAUGCCGUUUUUGGUAUAUUUGUAGCGCCAGUCCACGUCGUCUUCUUCUACAGAGGAGCUUUUACAGCCGCCUAUUCGUCUAGAUAAGCAAUAAUUUAUUUAAUUGGCUAGCCUAAUUUAAAUGCGUAUUUUCAGAGUACCGUGUUGAGUUGUACACACGUCUGGAAAACAGAAGAGAAAAGCAACUGACUAAGCAAACGCGGAAAGCAAUCAAACAAGAAUCUGUGCCACAGCCAUUAAAAGAACGUAAGGUA
This is a messenger RNA of Porites evermanni, 2553 nucleotides long. Lineage: Eukaryota; Metazoa; Cnidaria; Anthozoa; Scleractinia; Poritidae. The record is from the annotation of a GenBank genome assembly.